Messenger RNA from Pseudogymnoascus verrucosus, 1416 nucleotides. RefSeq lists its product as uncharacterized. Lineage: Eukaryota; Fungi; Ascomycota; Leotiomycetes; Thelebolales; Thelebolaceae. Bases 1 to 1416 code for a protein of 471 amino acids. The record is from RefSeq and is a predicted model, not a curated record. The transcript is spliced from 4 exons. Gene Ontology annotation, biological process: siroheme biosynthetic process; sulfate assimilation. Gene Ontology annotation, molecular function: uroporphyrin-III C-methyltransferase activity.
AUGCGGACAUCCCUCCUCACCUCGAUCGAUGCCACAUCACACAUCCACCUCAUAAUCGGCACCAAUGCCCUCGCCGCAUCCCGGUGCGCGAAAUCCCUCGAAGUGGGCGCCACGCCCAUCGUCAUCUUCCACCCGGAUGAGUGUGAACAUGAGGUUCACCCCGCGAUGCAGCAGCGCAUCGACGACAAGGAGGUGAAGUGGCUAGCUAAGCCCUACCACGACGAUGAUAUCUCUACCUUAGGAAGGCCAGAACUGGAUGGCUACGUCGACGCUGUUUUUGUCACACUUAGCCCUCAAGAUCCUCUGAGCCUCCACAUAUCCACCCACUGCAAACGCCACCGCGUUCCCAUCAACGUCCUCGACGCCCCCUCCCUGUGCACCUUCUCCCUCCUCUCCACGCACACCGACGGCCCCCUCCAAAUCGGCAUCACAACCAACGGAAAAGGGUGGUUGAGUCAGAUUUGUGAGUAUUGGCCUCUGAGUCGGUUGGCGGAUGUUACGGAUGCGGAUAUUGAGGCGGUUAUGACGGCGUAUACAUCUGCGCCGUCUGCAUCGCCGUCUCUAACUAGCACGGGGACUAUCACGACUAGCACCUCUUUGCCCACUCUUCCUUCUCCUCCUCCGGCUGCUAAGAAGGGGCUCGUUAUCCUGGCUGGCUCGGGGCCGGGUCACCCAGAUCUACUCACCCGCUCCACCCACCGCGCAAUCCACUCCGCUACCCUAAUCCUGGCUGACAAACUCGUCCCCGCCCCCAUCCUCGCCCUCAUCCCCCGCCGCACACCCCUCCACAUCGCGCGCAAAUUCCCCGGCAACGCCGAGCGCGCACAGGAGGAGCUGAUGGCUCUCGCUCUCGCCGGAUUACGACGUGGCGAGACAGUACUCCGGCUCAAGCAGGGGGAUCCAUACCUCUACGGCCGCGGCGGGGAGGAGGUAGAAUUCUUCAGGAAAGAGGGGUGGGGAGAUAAAAUCGUCGUACUCCCCGGAAUCACCAGCGCUUUCUCCGCCCCCCUAUUCGCUGGCGUACCAGCCACGCAAAGGGGUGUCGCGGAUCAAGUACUCGUCUGCACUGGGACGGGGAGGAAGGGAGUGCCUACUAAACCGCCUACUUAUGUCGAGACCCAGACUGUGGUGUUCUUAAUGGCUUUACAUCGUAUCAGCGGGUUAGUAGAGGAUCUAACAACCUUCGCCCCCGAAGCCGCCGCCAUCUCUCCCACACCAGCUUCUACCGACACUGCCACCGCCGGUGCUGGCGCCGUCGCUGGCGCCGUCGCUGCUGCGGCGGCGGCUGAUGCCGGGGGGUUGGGGGAGGUGCUUGAGGGGUGGGGGAGGGGAGGGGAGGAGGCGGGGAAGAAGGUGGGGGAGGGGGGGAAGAUGCUUGGGGGGGAGUUGGAGGUUGGGUUGGAGUUGGGGAUAUAG